AAAUCUACUUAGUCUAUCUACAAUUCAACUCGACGCGGUCGCCCGUCAUCGCCUCUAUCAGACUCGUGACGUCAUGACAACACGGGAGAAAACUGAAGAAACUGAGUCACCCUGACCAUCUGAGCGGAUACUUCCAACUGUCCUCCCAACACGACCCUCCUACGACGAGCAAAGAGGCUGUGUCAUGAAUAUAUGGCACCACCUACUGAAUCACCCUCGGAAACAGUGUUGCAGAAUGACAAGGUUCCCAGCUUCCCUAUAUAAUGGUACAGACUCAGUGUUCAACAUAGAAGCUGAACCGAAGCUUACCUACCUACAGUUCUAUAUCUCAGAGAAAGAAACAUGCAGUCCUCCAUCGCUCUCCUGUGCCUCGUUGUCCUGGUGUGCGUGCACUCCAGCGUGACCGACACCCUGGACACCCUGGACACCCAGGACACCCACCUGUCACGUCAUAGACGGGUGAGGUCUGUGGGUGACAUCGUGGACGGACUGACCACCAAGUUCAGUAAAUAUCUGUCAUCUGUUUUCGACGUGGACGAGGACGACUUCAAGGACAUCCUGAAGGCGCUGGGGAAACUGAAGUUGGCGGUACUGAAGGCACUCCUGAAUAAAUUCUUUGACUUGAAGGACAAGCACCACGAUUUUGGAAGCGCAGAAAAUUUCCAGAGAGUUUCCCAAAUGAUGGAAUCCUUGGAGGCAGAUAUUCAACAGCAGGAGGCAACCAGCGGGGUCACCCAGGACACCCAACUGUCCCGCCCUGUGGAUGGCAUCGUGAAUGGACUGACCACCAAGUUCAGUAAAUAUCUGUCAUCUGUUUUCGACCUGGACGAGGACGACUUCAAGGACAUCCUCAAGGCGCUGGGGAAACUGAAGUUGGCGGUACUGAAGGCACUCCUGAAUAAAUUCUUUGACUUGAAGGACAAGCACCACGAUUUUGGAAGCGCAGAAAAUUUCCAGAGAGUGUCCCAAAUGAUGGAAUCCUUGGAAGCAGAUAUUCAACAGCAGGAGGCAACCAGCGGUGUCACUCAGGACACCCAACUGUCCCGCCCUGUGGAUGGCAUCGUGGACGGACUGACCACCAAGUUCAGUAAAUAUCUGUCAUCUGUUUUCGACGUGGACGAGGACGACUUCAAGGACAUCCUGAAGGCGCUGGGGAAACUGAAGUUGGCGGUACUGAAGGCACUCCUGAAUAAAUUCUUUGACUUGAAGGACAAGCACCACGAUUUUGGAAGCGCAGAAAAUUUCCAGAGAGUUUCCCAAAUGAUGGAAUCCUUGGAAGCAGAUAUUCAACAGCAGGAGGCAUCCAGUGGGGCACCUGCAGCUUACGUUACCAUGACGUCAUUGACAAUUCCACUGCUGCCAGUGAUAGCUAAAGUUUUAAACUGACCUGUGAGGAAUAUGUUAUAUUCAUUUGUGUGUUGAUGUCAGGGAAAUAAAAAUUCGUUUUUUUAAACAA
Molecule: messenger RNA, 1456 nt
Organism: Haliotis rufescens (red abalone)
Lineage: Eukaryota; Metazoa; Mollusca; Gastropoda; Lepetellida; Haliotidae
Exons: 3
Coding region: 343-1386 (347 amino acids)
Source: RefSeq, a predicted model, not a curated record